AUGUCUCUACUACGCACACCUCAAACCCUCAAACACCUCUCUCCCACCCUCCCUCGCCUCUCCGCCACAAAACGCACAUACUACAGCUACGAAACACCCCUCCCACCACCCUACCCACCAACCGAAACCUCCAUCCUCUCCUCCGCACUCACCCACGUGCCCACAACCGGCUGGACGCAACUCUCCCUCCGCAAUGGCGCCCGCGACGCAGGAUACCUAGACGUCACCACAAACCUAUUCCCCAAAGCCGAGUUUGAACUGGUGCUGUACCAUCUACGGACGCAACGAUUGGGUCUGAAGGAUCGAGUGCAGUUCCCCGAGGAAGCAGCAAUAGGGCAGACGAGGAAGGUGAAGAGCUUGGUCAUGGAGAGGAUCAGAGGGAAUGUCGAGGUUGAUGUGCAGAGUAGAUGGCAAGAAGCACUAGCCCUCAUGUCCCUCGCCGGCAACAUCCCCUCCUCCCUCCGCGAACUCUUCCUCCUCGCCGACGAAAUCUGGUUCCUCGCUGGCGACGACGCGGUAGACACUUCCUGGUACACCAAACGCGCUACCCUCUCCUCCAUCUACGCAGCCACAGAAACAUACUCCACCACAGACCAAAGCACAGAUUUCAAAGACACACAAGAGUUUUUGGAGAGAAGGUUGGAAGAGGCGAGAGUUGUGGGUGGUGCUUGGAGGAACGUGAGUGAGUGGAUGGGCUUCCAGAGGAUGGCUACGGUCAAUAUGGCGAGGAAUUGGGGGGCGAGGAUAUGA
Aureobasidium namibiae CBS 147.97 is the source of this 750-nucleotide messenger RNA. Its product is annotated as ubiquinone biosynthesis protein COQ9. Lineage: Eukaryota; Fungi; Ascomycota; Dothideomycetes; Dothideales; Saccotheciaceae. The transcript has 2 exons. Bases 1 to 750 code for a protein of 249 amino acids. Gene Ontology annotation, biological process: ubiquinone biosynthetic process. The record is from RefSeq and is a predicted model, not a curated record. Gene Ontology annotation, cellular component: mitochondrial inner membrane. Gene Ontology annotation, molecular function: lipid binding.